Molecule: messenger RNA, 1243 nt
Organism: Betta splendens (Siamese fighting fish)
Lineage: Eukaryota; Metazoa; Chordata; Actinopteri; Anabantiformes; Osphronemidae
Gene: fra10ac1
Product: FRA10A associated CGG repeat 1
Exons: 14
Coding region: 106-1110 (334 amino acids)
Biological process (GO): dephosphorylation
Molecular function (GO): phosphatase activity
Source: RefSeq, a predicted model, not a curated record
UCAAGCAAACGUCAUGAUUUCGCGAUUUAGUUGAAGUGUGACGUCAUCAAAGGGCGACAUGCAAACAUUUCGAAGCUGUCGCUAGAAACUAAAGUGAAUGAACUCAUGGAGAAUCUCGUGAAGGUCCACGGAAGUGGCGGAUAUGACUCUGAUUUCAGUGAUGAGGAUGCACAGGGAGAGACAUCAGAGAGCCACCUUAAAAGAAAACAUGAGGAGGAAAUUCAACAAAAGCCAUUUAAAAAAGGGCGGCACUCUCAAGUAGCUCAUCGGAGUUUACAUGCUGAUGAACUGGACAGAGAGGAAGCCCGGAACAGAAGAGCCCACCUGAUAUCGUUGAAUGCUUUUGAGCGACACAGGAAAUUUGUCGCUGAUUACAUCCUUUAUUAUGGAGGACAGAUGGCUGACUUCAGACGCUCUGUGGAUAAAGACAAAACUGAUUCAGACGUGCUACUGGAGAAUCAUCGUUUCCUCUGGACAGACGAGGAUGAGGAGGACAUGACAUGGGAAAAGGAACUUGCCAAAAAGUAUUACGAUAAGUUGUUUAAAGAGUACUGCAUAGCUGACCUCAGCAGAUACAAGGAAAACAAGUUUGGGUUUCGUUGGCGAAUUGAGAAUGAAGUUGUCUCCGGUAAAGGUCAGUUUCAGUGUGGAAACAAACAUUGCGAGAAGCAGGAAGGCCUGAAAAGCUGGGAGGUGAAUUUCGCCUACGUGGAGCACGGAGAGAAGCGGAAUGCAUUGGUCAAACUCAGACUCUGCCCUGAAUGCUCCUUCAAACUCAACUACCAUCACAAGAGAAAAGAGGUGAAAGCAAAGACAAAGACUAAAACACUAUUGGAAGAGAGUGAAGGAUCACCACAAAAGAAGAAGAAGAAACAGAAGAAGAAGAAAUUGUCUUCACAGUCCAAAAAACAAAAACUUAAACGUCACAGAGGUCACUCUUCAUCUUCUAGUAGUUCAGAGGACUCGCUGAACUCGGACAAAGAAUCUGAUCCUGAGGAUGUGCCAAAGGGCCAAACUGAAGCUGAUCACUGGCGAGGACCUGCCCCUGCAGUAGAGGAGAAGUCAAGGGAGGAGGAGUUUGAUGAGUACUUUGAAGACAUGUUUCUUUGACUCUGCUGGCAUCAGCAGCAACCCUGCUGUGACUUGGCGUCCUCCUAUGAACCAUGUUAGAUUUUUGUGUGCAUGUUUGUGAGUAUUUGACUGAUUUAUUGUUGCUACAGAAAUAAACAGGAUAUUAACCCUG